AAAGAUAUUGAUUUCGAUUUUAGACCAGAUAAAGAACCGGCUAGAAUUUUUACUUCCGAAGAAAUUGCAAAAUUUGAUGGGUCUGAUCCGAGUCAACCGAUAUAUAUGGGUAUAAAAGGUGUUGUCUUUGAUGUCUCAUCAGGUAAAAAUUUUUAUGGUAAAGGAUCUUCAUAUAACGCAUUAGUUGGGAAGGAUUCAACUCGAGGUGUUGCGAAAAUGUCUCUUGAACCAGAAGAUUUAACACAUGAUAUUACAGGAUUAAGCUCAGAGGAACUAAAAUCUUUAGAUUCAGUAUUUGAAGGUACCUAUAAAGCUAAAUAUCCAGUCGUUGGCUAU
Messenger RNA from Lottia gigantea (owl limpet), 336 nucleotides. RefSeq lists its product as hypothetical. The transcript has 4 exons. Lineage: Eukaryota; Metazoa; Mollusca; Gastropoda; Lottiidae. Gene Ontology annotation, cellular component: membrane; endomembrane system. The record is from RefSeq and is a predicted model, not a curated record. The annotation marks the transcript as partial.